Messenger RNA from Pygocentrus nattereri (red-bellied piranha), 2000 nucleotides. RefSeq names its product tripartite motif-containing protein 16-like. The record is from RefSeq and is a predicted model, not a curated record. Gene Ontology annotation, molecular function: zinc ion binding; protein binding. NCBI's taxonomy places the organism in Eukaryota, Metazoa, Chordata, Actinopteri, Characiformes, Serrasalmidae. Bases 92 to 1753 code for a protein of 553 amino acids. The transcript has 6 exons.
GCAGAAAACCAGGAAGUCCCUCCUCCUCAGUUCAGAGAAAACGAAACUGAUCUCAGAGAGCUGCUCCCUCUCCGUCUAGACGUGCAGGACAAUGGCCAGUAUUUCAGUAGAUCACGACGAGUUCAGCUGUCCAGUCUGUCUGGAUCUGCUGAAGGAUCCAGUGUCUCUUCCUUGUGGACACAGUUUCUGUAAGGUGUGUAUUAAUGGCUACUGGGAUCAGGAUGAUCAGAGGGGGGUCUACAGCUGCCCCCAGUGCAGAGAGACUUUCACUCCAAGGCCUGUUCUACGCAGAAACAACAUGCUGGCUGAAGUGGUGGAGAAACUGAAGAAGACAGAACUCCGAGCUGCUCCUCCUGCUCCCCGUGACACUGGACCUGGAGAUGUGGAGUGUGAUUUCUGCACUGGGAGAAAACUCAAAGCCAUCAAGUCCUGUCUGACGUGUCUGACCUCCUUUUGUGAAACUCAUCUUAAACCUCACAGUGAAGUUCCUGGAUUGAAAAAGCACAAGCUGGUCAAAGCCUCCUCACAGCUACAGGAGAAGAUCUGCUCUCAGCACGACAAACUGAUCGAGAUCUACUGUCGUACUGACCGAAGCUGCAUCUGCUAUUUAUGUACGAUGGAGGAACACAAAGGUCACGAUACAGUCUCAGCUGCAAUAGAGAGAACCGAGAAACAGAAUCAGCUGAAGGAGAUUCAGAGUAAAUUCCAGCAGAGAAUCCAGGAGAAACAGAAGGAGCAGCAGGAGCUGAAACAGGCUGUGAAGACUCUUAAGCGCUGUGCUCAGUCAGCAGUGGAGGACAGUGAGAGGAUCUUUACUGAACUGAUCCGCUCCAUUGAGAAAAAGCGCUCUGAGGUAACGGAGCUGAUCAGAGCUCAGGAGGAGGCUGAACUGAGUGGAGCUGAAGAACUCCUGGAGAAACUGGAGCAGGAGAUCGCUGAUCUACAUAGGAGACGCACUGAGCUGGAGCAGCUUUCACACACAGAGGAUCACAUCCAUUUCCUCCAGAGUUUCCAGUCUCUCUGUGUCUCUUCUGGAUCUGAGGACUCACCCAGCAUCACUGUCCAUCAGCACCUCUCAUUUGAUGGAGUGAGGAGAUCUCUCUCUGAGCUGAAGGAGCGACUAGAGGAGCUCUGCAGAGAGGAGUUCAGUAAAAUCCCUCCUCAUGCUGCAGCAGUUCAGAUUUUUUCCUCAGAACCAAAAACCAGAGAAGAUUUUCUGCAGUAUUUCUGUCAGCUGACUCUGGAUCCCAACACAGCAAGUCCUUACCUUAUUCUGUCUGAGAACAACAGAGUGGUGACGUACAGUAAUAAAGUCCAGUUUUACUCUGACCAUCCAGAGAGAUUUACCAACUGGACUCAGGUGUUGUGUAAGGAGAGUGUGAGUGGACGCUGUUACUGGGAGGUUGAGUGGAACGAUGGAGGAGGGUUUGUGUACAUAUCAGUCUCAUAUAAAGGGAUCAGCAGGAAAGGUUUGGGUACUGAUUGUGGGUUUGGACACAACAGUCAGUCCUGGAAUUUGUGUUGUUCUUCCUCUCUCACUUUCCUGCACAACAACAUUCCAAUUCAGAUCUCAGGACCAUCAUCCUCCAGAAUAGGAGUGUAUGUGGAUCACAGUGCAGGAACUCUGUCCUUCUACAGUGUAUCUGACACAAUGACCCUCCUACACACAGUCCACACCACUUUCACUCAGCCGCUCUACGCUGGGUUUGAUGUUUAUGGUUUUGGAUCAUCUGUGAGAUUAUGUUAUAAAUAAUGGUUUAUCUGAAUUAUUGAUGCCUUAUAGAUUUAGAAUAUUUCUCACACUGUUUUAUUGACCAGGUCAAAGUGUGUUUGAGGGUCUGUGAUCUGUUCAUCUUUAAUUCUACAAACACUUCAAGAGUUUAAACUUCUGAUCAUUUACAGAGUUUAACACCAGAAUUAUUGAGUAGUGUUUGUAAUAUUUCUGUAAAUUAAAUGUUCAUUUACUGUGUUUCUGUCCACAAACAGACCUGAGAACAUUG